CACAAUACUCUUUUUUUUAAAUAAUAGUUAAAAAUGCAAAAGAAAGAGAAAAGUCUUUGGAGGCUUAAAAAGGAGCCUAGCUAGUAAAAUUUCUAAAUCAGAAGGAACAAAUUCAUUCAAUCUGAACAACCAAAUCCAAAGAUCAUGUGAUUCUUUUUGGUUUAUACUAUUUGGGAUUCCAUUGACCUUUCUUAGAUUUGGCCUUCCUUGGGUUCAUUCACACUUGCAAGAUAAACAAGACUCUUCGGAAGUUCCGCCUCAUCUGGGCUAUUUCUCAACCUUGUAAUCUCUGUCUUGCUUUAUUCUAGGAAAAUAUGGCACACCUUCAAAGUUGCAACUGGGAUCGAACUAUCCUGCUUGGAAUUUGACACUACCUGUUAACAUUACCCUACUCCUAACAGAAAGUCCUGAUGAAUAAACAAGCAAGACACAGAUUACAAGUGGGCAUAAAAUAAUCAUAUUCAACAAAAUGGUAUGUCAAUAAAAGAUAAGAUAAUGAUAGACAUGCUAUGUCAUUUACAAGGGAAUGAACGUAAACCACAAUAAUUGGGAUUGCAUGCAUCAUUUAACAGCUUCAAUUACUUCUGAUCCAUCUUGGAUUAAACAAUUUCCUGUCCAUCAGGGAUUCCUUCAUAUUGUUCACUUUAUCCCUACCUAUACUAGAAUGUAUGCCCAGAAUCAGAAUAAGCACAUAAAAUCUACUUUCCAGAGAGGUUUAAGAGAUUAGUGGAAGUCUCCAACAUGCGACUCAAAAAAGCUGCACAUAUCACUUGACUGGCAUCCCCAUUAAAAAACAAGAAGUAUUUAGGAUAGCAUGUACCAGUUUCUUCUUGAGCAUAAUUAACUAAUGCUAAGGAA
Messenger RNA from Rubroshorea leprosula, 858 nucleotides. The record is from the annotation of a GenBank genome assembly. Lineage: Eukaryota; Viridiplantae; Streptophyta; Magnoliopsida; Malvales; Dipterocarpaceae.